AUGAAGCUGCUCCAAAUUAACGAUCCUCGUGAAGUGAUCCCGAUUGGUUGCCGGUUGCUGACGCUGUUCGGUUUGGGACGUGACGAAAAGCUGAAGCUUCUAUACUGGUGCCAGGUUGUGUUCUAUCUUGUAUUUAGCCUUAUUCCACGCGCACUGGUAAAGAUUGACGAUACCGUAAUGCUUUUGCGCUUGGGUUCCGAGUUGGCCUUCAUCGCUUACCUCUACUCGCAAAUAUUGGCCCUUUACUUCCGACGCAAAAAGCUGUACCGAUUGGUCGACAUGCUGCAACGGUGUGCCCGCAAGCAGUAUUCCGACCACAUUGAAACGUUCCUCAUCACGUCAAAUGGUAAAACUAACAAAUUUUCGGUGAUUUGUUGCAAAUGCUUUUUCGCCGUGUACAUCUUGUACUGCGUAAUGCCUCCGAUAGCAUCAUACGGUGUUUACUUACGUAACUCACGCAAUCAAACAGCCGAACCGGAAGAGUUCAUCAUAUCCAGUGAAAUGAAGUAUGGCGAUACAGCUGAAGACUCGCCAAAAGAACACUAA
Messenger RNA from Anopheles marshallii, 546 nucleotides. RefSeq lists its product as uncharacterized. Bases 1 to 546 code for a protein of 181 amino acids. The record is from RefSeq and is a predicted model, not a curated record. The transcript has a single exon. NCBI's taxonomy places the organism in Eukaryota, Metazoa, Arthropoda, Insecta, Diptera, Culicidae.